Messenger RNA from Pneumocystis murina B123, 186 nucleotides. RefSeq lists its product as hypothetical. The coding region runs from base 1 to 186 and encodes 61 amino acids. The record is from RefSeq and is a predicted model, not a curated record. The transcript is spliced from 2 exons. Lineage: Eukaryota; Fungi; Ascomycota; Pneumocystomycetes; Pneumocystales; Pneumocystaceae.
AUGGAUGGAUAUGAUCGAAGUUCAACAUUUACUACUAGAAAAAGAUAUAGAGACGACUGGAGCUAUGAAGAAAGUUAUAAACAUAUACAGUAUGGAACAACAGAAAUCCAGCUUAAUCGAAUGAAAAAAUAUAUUCUAACACUAGGUGAUCCAGUGAGUAUAUUAUUGGAAGUGAAAAAUGUCUAA